GGAGGAUGCCGAUCCCCGCGGAGGCAGGUCCGAACCUCCUCCGCCGCCGGAAGGAGCACUCGAUCCUCUCUCAGACGUAUUUUGGACUUGUCGGAGAUUUGCGAAACAUGAAUAUUCCUUGAGGUCAGAUAACAUUACCGGAGCAAUGGAAUAAUUACAUCUGAUAUAUUUAAAUCAAAAGCAUCCUUUUUGAAGGUUAUGGUCACGUGCUAUAAAAGAUGUAAACAAAACUGCUUUCGAAGACGGCUUCCUAUUGGUCGAGCUCCGCCUCCUCGCCGCGUGAUUGGCUGAGGCGACGGCCGCGCGGUGAAGAUAACAACAGCUGUGUUUACAAAUACAACUCGUCGUUGCCAUUCUGCGACGUCAAUUCACAGCACUUGAAAACACUUUUAGAUUAUCAUGUUUACGUCGUAUCAGGAAAGAAAGUGUUCUAGGAUGAUGUGGGUUUUGGGCGUGUUGUUUUGCCACCUAAUUGCGGUGAGAGCAAGCUGUGAUAUUGAUAAAUCCGUCAUCAACCAGACGGAGAGGAACCUUCAGACCAAUUUGCUUCAGAAACUCAAACCAAUUUUUGGCGUGAGUGCCAAAGACCUUACAGAUGUGAAUGGAAAUAAAUAUGAGUUCACAGUGUGCGAGGGUGUCAGUGGACAGUCACCUGAUGUGGGAAUGGUCAUGACGAAAUCUGGUAACAAGCCAGUUGUGCUCGGAAAGAACAGCAGGGCCCUAGUCUCAAGUCAAGAUAACUGGCUGAUGCUUACCUUGCUUGGUGGCGAAAACUACACCAGCUCUUGCAACAAAGAAGAGCGGAAAGCACAUAUCAUGUUUGUGUGUGAUCGCCAUCAAGCUGAGUUGGAAAUUCACACUGUUGAGAUGCUGAACAUCAGUUCUUCAUGCUACUUGCUGUUUGUUGCUGGACACAAAAGCAUCUGUGCCCCUACACCUGAAUCUGGCCUUAGUGGAGGAUCAAUCUUUCUCAUUAUAGUUUUGGUGACAUUCUGUGCCUAUUUCACCUUUGGUUUCUUCUACCUUCGGUUAGUGCGUGGAGCAAAGGGUAUCGAACAAAUUCCCAACCGUGAAUUCUGGUUUUCAGUUGGUAACAAACUGGCCGAUGGUUGUGGUGCUGUGUGUCGAUGUGACCAGUACUGUGGUGCUGGAAGACCCCCAAGCUCCUAUGAUGGGUAUUCACCCAUUGAGGAACGUUUGGCACAGGACCUUCAGAAUACAGACAGAGACUCAGCUCUCCUUAGUCCUUAGAAAAAUACUAUCUCUUUAUUGUGUUUCAGAGGUAUUAGUUAGAAUUCCUCAUUUGAAGGAUUGAAAAUUGUUAUUUUCCAUUCAGGAUGUUGGCACAGAAUUAUAGCAAUAUAAUAUGAAUAAUGUCAAAUAUAUUGUGCAUAUAAAAAGUCAAAAGCACCACCUAGUCUUUCGAUUGCAUAGACAUAAUCUCCCCUCAUCUCUGAGCUCAUAAAUACCUGCUGACUGGGAAAUAAGGAAUAAAGCUGAUGAGCUCUUAAGAUGUGCUCUAGAUUUCCUUAGUGCACAAGGCUGAAAGGAAGUGCUAAAUAUUAGGGAGAUCAAUGCAAGGAAGGAAAUAAAUUUGCAUACAAUUACAAGCUAACUAUAAAUUUGGGUAAGACAAAAAAAUGAGAGACAAAGACCUUAAUGUGUCAAAACAGAAAUAGAACAGAAAGAUAUGCAAAUUGAAAAUACAUAUAUGUAAAGAAAAAUAUGCAUACAGCUGGUCCUUAAUAUUAUUCACCAACAUUUUGUUAAUGUGUGCAGUAAAUGUUGCUAGUGUUAAGGAAAGUUUACAGGUAGCCUCUGGAGUCACAUCGUUCCCCAGACACAGAUACAUCGUAACUAUUUAGAAUUAAUGAAAAUAAGUAUAGCUCCUAUGUGUGUAUGUAUAUAAUGCAUCUGUGUUAUCCCAGACUAUGCAGUAAUGAUCGUUUUAAAGACUAAAACUACAAUAGGGUUUAAAUCACACAGAAAAUUUCUUUUCACAAAAAAUACACAGAUAUGUGCAUAGUAUGUGGUGCAACAUAAAGCUGAUGAUCACAAUGAUGUAGCCACAGAUAAUGGUGCUGUCCACCCUUUAUGAAAGCGAGAGGAUGAAAAGAGAAUAUCCCCAUUCAGUGCUGUGUAUACCAAUAUUAAACAUUUUUUAUAUUUUAUAGAACUUUUAGUGUUGUUGUUUGUACUUUUACAGUUAUUUGUUUGUUUUUCCUACAUUUGAUUUUUUGUGUCUAUAUUUUAAUAUGUAAUUAGGCCAAGCCUGAGGCUAAUUAGAUUGGCAAAUUAUGAAGUUCAUGAAUGCAAAGGACUAACUGUCUAUGCAAAAGCAUACCUCAUUUUCAUUAACAGAAAAAGUAGAAAGAGAAGUGAUGUAAGAAAACAGGCCUCCAGUAUGAAUAAGGUAUAGACUAUGCAACCUUUGGUACCUCCAGAAUAUGAGAUACUUCCAUAAGGAAAAAGAGUAAACAUAUGAUAUUUUAUGCAUCUCUAUGAAUGUCUUCAAGAUGUCUGUGUGGAAAUAAUGCUUCUUGUAUUCCUGCUUAAUAUGCCAGUAUUAACAUGAAGAAUGAUAACUGAUCCUGUCAGAACAUCAGACAGUAGCAGUAGAAGGGUGUGAGGUUGGAGCAUGAGAAAGGAGCACAGUAGGGGAUAGGAAUAUGAUAGAAUAUCAGAUUCACCAGAAAUGAAAACUUGACCUACUUAGAAGAUAUAUCCAAGGAACCAAAGAAGAAAUGGGAAAAGGGUGGAAGAAACUGGAAGAUCAAGAUAAAGGAACAAAGAAUAGAAAACUUCAUAUGUUUACGCAAGACACCAAAAAGGGCAUCUGAAAUUAUGGAAAAAGUAAGCAGACGAGCAGGAUAAAUGUGAUACUACAAAUCCCUUAACAGAAAAGGAUGAAGAGCUGGAUAGAAACAGCUGUCUGCCAAAAUGUUGAACUACUAGCUACCCAGAGUGAAUGACAUAAAGUUAUGAGUAUCUUUGGAAAUUAUUCUAGCAUCAGAAUAAUGUAAUACUUCCAGAACUAUUAUUUUCAAUCAAGAAAUGACAUUUGUAAAAAGCUUACCUAUAAAAAAAGAAAAGAUUAUAUAUAAGGGAUGGUAAGAUUCAGAGACUUGAAGGGCAAACAGCUGAUUUGUUUACCUGUUAAGUAAUAUCACUCCUUGCUUUCACAUGGUUAACUAAGCACUGGGAGGACAGAGAAGUGGGGGACCUGAAAGGCAGUGUGGUGUUUAUCUCUUUUUAUCUUUUUGUCUUAGUGAUAUAAUUUGCUUGUGAUUUUUACCAAUCUCAUUGCUAAAAUAGGUGUGCCAACAUCCUGAAUAGCAACAAAUAUGGUCAUGGGGAAAGAUUUAUGAGUCAAUAUUUGGGAUUGACCAGUAUUGACCAGUUAUAUAAGGCUGCAUAACAAAAUUAUGUCAAAGAUCUACUUUCAGUAGUUUUCAGUAGCUUAUGAUUGAUAAUGUGCCUCCAUUUUUGCCAGUUUUAUUGAUGUAUUUAUCACUUUUUGAAGGCUUAAUUGUUAGCCAAAAUAUUUAUGUCAGCACUUGGAUCAUGUCUUUCAUGAGAGUUAGUCCAGAAUAUAUUACCUUGCAUUAUCCCUCCUUGUGCUUUACAUGUCUAUUUAUUGAAUUAGACAAUGAAGUGAGAUGUUUUGGGAAACAAUCCUUUUCCUAUGAAAUGGAAUUGCACUGAUGGGUCAGCAGACUGGUAUGGAAAUCUUUGUUUGUGUGCCACAUCAAAGGCUUUGUAAAAUUUAGGGUACAAUGGGAGAUGAUGUUACGUCCACUCCAUUGUCCUCCUCCCUCUUUUUCAAUUCCAAUCUCAGUCAUCUGUUACAUACACUUUAGUGAAUAGGAUUUAGGAGUUGGAUUUGUCUCAGUUUGAUAUAACUUAAGAUUAUUUAGGUCUGAUGUAUGAGAAAGUUUAAUGUUGUUGUGCAUAAUGAAUAAGAUGUCUAGCAAAAGGAUUAAGACAGAUGCAGAUAGAAUGAAACACAUUUUUAGUAGCAAGUUAAAUUGCACAAAUAAAUUGUAAAUUGUGUUAAUUUAGGGACUGAAAACAUAUUAGAUAAGAAAUUAAAGUAAUGACUUGCCUAAUAUGGUUGCUAAAAUAAAAUCACUUCUUUUUCUGAAUAAUUGACAGUCUCUUAAAAGCACUUUGUGUCAGUACUAAUAAAAAAGCAAAGGUAUUUUCAUUAUUAGAUUAAAUUUUCAAUCUAAUUAAGUGUAUAUACAUGAGGAAUAUACACAGGAAGUGUAGGCAUAAUAAUGAUGUCCGGACUCCAUUAAACACCACUUGAUUAUUAAGAAUUGGAGAGAGAAGUAGAUAUUGAAGUGAAUAUACUAUAGUCUAGUAAUGUUCUGUUUUACUGAUUUUUAAAUUAUUAUCAUUAUUUUUUAUUAGGCUUCAACAUAUUUUUGAGUACUGAGAUGAAAUUUAGAUUUUCUCUGGACAUUGCUAGCCUUAUUAUAUUAUUCAGACACUAAGUUUGGAUCACAAUAAAACUGAUGGAGUUAGUGAGGAAUAUUGUUGCAUAUUUUGGAUAUGAACAAGCAAAAAGUCUGGUUGGUGAAUCUGUGAUGUUCUAGCGAGGGUAAUAGCUUUAAUGACAAAAAAAAAAUAGUUUUAUAUUUCAAUAUUUUCAAGUGUUGUUAUAGGCUUUCAGAAUUUUUUCAUAUAAAUUAUGUGUGGUAAUAUUUUAACAGAAAUGAAUGUUGUAUUUUGUGUUAUAACACAGUUAAAAAUUUUAGAUGAAGUUAGAUGUCACUGCGACUGCUUAUUUUUUUGCACUUGUGUGUGAAGAUGUUAAUUACUAAGAUGUGAACCUUGUUGAUUAUAUAGACUUCUGUAACAACAGACUGCUAUGUUUUUUUAGGUAUUUGUUUUAUUGUUAUUCUUGCUCCCAGUAACCAUCCAUACAUGUGCCUUUAUUGAUGCAUUGAACAGGGAUAUGGUUAAUGUCGAUGUUCAAACUCUGUGUGAAAAAAAUACUUUAAUGCCUUUUCUGAUGGUGCCUGGCUUGAAAGACCUUCCUGAUUUUUCACUAUGUUUAAAUCUUCUAAACAUAGAUCAUACAUGAAAUCAGGAAUAUAUCAUGGAUAAAGGAAAAUAAAAUUCACUUUGAUUAGCCUGAGUGUAGAGAGAUUUAAACAAAUGAAAGAAGAAAGGAAGCUAUUUAAUCUUAAUUAUGAACUUCAAAAAGAUGAAAGAAAUUAAGUACUUCAUGUGCUCAUAGGAUAGGAAAAAUGCAUUGUUUGUUAGUUCAUUUCCAUUGAUAUUAUUUCACCUCAGAUCAUUCAUAUUUGCAUAUUUGGCAUAUAGAUGAUUGAAAAAAAAAUUAAAUUUUUUUUAUGGUUUCACUCAGUGUGCACACUUUCUUAGGAAUGAUAAUAGCCAUAUUUCAUCCUUUUAAGGUUAGGAACGAAUAUCUCAAUUCCCGUUGCAGGAAACAAAACAGGUCGUUAUGCUGGAUUGUAUUCAUAUUUCAUUUGUAUUUCCUCUAGUUUUGUGUUCACUCAUGGUAGAUUAUUAUCAUCUGUAAGUUUUCAAUGAAGUUAAGUAUAUUGGU
Penaeus chinensis is the source of this 5581-nucleotide messenger RNA. RefSeq names its product cation-dependent mannose-6-phosphate receptor-like. Gene Ontology annotation, molecular function: protein domain specific binding. The record is from RefSeq and is a predicted model, not a curated record. The coding region runs from base 400 to 1251 and encodes 283 amino acids. Gene Ontology annotation, biological process: protein targeting to lysosome. Gene Ontology annotation, cellular component: trans-Golgi network; Golgi apparatus; endosome. Lineage: Eukaryota; Metazoa; Arthropoda; Malacostraca; Decapoda; Penaeidae. The transcript is spliced from 6 exons.